This is a messenger RNA of Rotaria socialis, 660 nucleotides long. Lineage: Eukaryota; Metazoa; Rotifera; Eurotatoria; Philodinida; Philodinidae. The record is from the annotation of a GenBank genome assembly.
AUGUCUGACUUCAACUUUUCUUUUCCAUCGUGUAUCAAUGCAGCUUGCAAGAUUCGUACAACUAAAGCGAAUUAUUGCGGUAAUGGCAGUACCUGCAUUCCUGAUGCUGAUCCUAACAAACCACCGAUAUGUAUGUGUGCGCCAGGGUUCUCCGGCUUCGCUUGCCAGAAUCCAGUACCAACUACCACGAGUACAACUUCUCAAACAACCACCGAGUCAGUAGCGUGUAAGCUUUUCCCAAACUUCUGCGCAAAUGGAGGAACUUGUGAACCCAGUGGAACAAAACCGGCAUGCCGAUGUCCACCCACGCAUACAGGUGCCCAAUGCAAAACGCCAUUGGGUGCAACGCCAUCACAAGGGCCGCCUGUCGUGCCAGGACAAUCCACUGCAGCGCCUGUACCAGGGCAAUCAACUGCAGCGCCUGUACCAGGGCAAUCAACUGCAGCGCCUGUACCAGGGCAAUCAACUGCAGCGCCUGUACCAGGACAAUCAACUGCAGCGCCUGCAACAAGGCCAACAAAUCUACCUCCAGCUGGCGUAAGAUGUGAUCAGAAUCCAUGUAGAAAUAAUCGUCCAUGCUACAACAAUGGAGAUUCGUAUUUUUGCUCUUGUGGUUCACAAUAUCGUGGUAUAAACUGUGAAGAAUUCAUUAGUGGGUAA